AAUACGUUCCGCCCGUUUUCUGUUGUGAGAGAAUACUUCUUGCAUUAUCUGACCUGAACUGAAUCAGCUUCGAGUGAGAGAAAGGCGCCGGAAAAAUGUUUCUACGGAGGUUAGCGCGGCCGAUGAUGAUGAUGGCGAAAGUGAAGGAGACGACGGGGAUUGUAGGACUCGACGUCGUACCCAAUGCCCGAGAAGUGCUGAUCGGACUUUACACCAAAACCCUAGACGAGAUCAAGGCGGUGCCGCAGGACGAGGGGUACCGCAAAGCCGUCGAGAGCUUCACGCGUCAUCGACUGAAGGUGUGUCAGGAGGAGGAGGACUGGGAGGCGAUUGAGAAGAAACUCGGAUGUGGACAGGUCGAAGAGUUGAUUGAGGAAGCUCAGGAUGAACUGAAGCUCAUUGGUCACAUGAUCGAGUGGAAACCAUGGGGUAUACCUGAUGACUAUGAAUGUGAAGUUAUCGAGAAUGAUGCUCCAGUACCUAAACAUAUCCCCUUGCAUCGACCUGGUCCUCUUCCUGAAGAGUUCUAUACGACGCUGGAGGCUGUUGAGACAGGCACUUUGAAGCAAAUUAUUUCAGCCUCAGAAAAGGUCAAUCCUGCCAUUACAUCCAGUGAAUCACAGGCCAAGUAGUUUGCUUUCUUUGAUCACAUUUUGAUCAUGGUAACCAAAAAAUCCAGUUUUUCGUUAAUAAUGUCCAUACUAAGGUUCUCUAACAGGGUUGAAUAAACCAGCUCAUAUUUCGACUUGCGGGACGUGCCAAAGCUAUAGUGCAUAUUUAUGAGCCUUUUGAAAUGGUUCACUCCAGCGGUUCUCGAGUUUGUUUGCAAUUUGUCCAUAAGUAAAGUGAAUUGACGACUCCUUGAUUGGGAAUCAGUAUUGCAAUUUAUUCAUAAGAUCUGAAUAAUCUCUUUCAAGAUAUUGUAAAUUAUAAGUUGCAAUAACAUCUCAUUAUUAAUAUCGGAAUCGGAUACGAUCUUGUUUUAUUCUGA
This is a messenger RNA of Sesamum indicum (sesame), 991 nucleotides long. Its product is annotated as putative NADH dehydrogenase [ubiquinone] 1 alpha subcomplex subunit 5, mitochondrial. The record is from RefSeq and is a predicted model, not a curated record. Gene Ontology annotation, cellular component: respiratory chain complex I. Gene Ontology annotation, biological process: respiratory electron transport chain. Lineage: Eukaryota; Viridiplantae; Streptophyta; Magnoliopsida; Lamiales; Pedaliaceae.